UUUUUUUUUAUAUAUACAUAUCUAUACAUAUUUUGUGUGUUGGUUGCUUUUGUUGUUGAAUCCUGUCCCAUAUAAAACACAUAGUACUCUCUGAACAAACUAUGGAUAGAAGUUGCCUACAUCAUUGUUUUUUGUCAGAUGUGACCGAUGUCAGACAAAUGGAGCAAGCCCUACAGCAACUACUUGAAGAUUUUCAUUCUGGCAAAUUACGUGCAUUUGGUAAGGAUUGCAGUAUGGAACAAAUGACAGCUAUUCGUGAGCAACAAGAACAUUUAGCAUGGCUACAUUUUGAACUUGGUGUGAGACAGGACGGAUCGAAUCCGCUCAGCGAACAAGGCAUUGCCAAAGGUACAGAAAAUAUGCACUCCCUAAUGGCUAGCCUAGAACAGCUGUCUUUAUCCAUUGAAAAAUUACAUUCGUUUAGUAAUUCAACAUCCGAUUAAAAUGUAAAGCACAACAUGUAUAAACAACUGACUUUUAUUGGUACUUGGGAUCAUUGACAAUAUAUAAUGAAUGGGAUUGUACAAAAGAAAAUAAUAUUGCUCAUUUAUUCAUUCCAUGAACAAUUUUACCAAAUAUCAAUGUUUUUUUUUUUUGUUAAGUUAUUAAAUAAAUAUAGUGAAUUUUU
This is a messenger RNA of Acyrthosiphon pisum (pea aphid), 628 nucleotides long. RefSeq names its product coiled-coil domain-containing protein 28B-like. The record is from RefSeq and is a predicted model, not a curated record. Bases 102 to 443 code for a protein of 113 amino acids. The transcript is spliced from 2 exons. Lineage: Eukaryota; Metazoa; Arthropoda; Insecta; Hemiptera; Aphididae.